ACGCGAUUGAAUGAAAAUGAACUUUAAUAACAAAAAAAAAAGAAAAAAAGAAAAAUUUAUAUACAAUUAACAGUUUAACAUAUUCUCUUAAGAAAAUAUAGAAAUAUUUUAGAACGUCAUAGCGAGUCAUUCAGGACGAGUUCCUUUUGAAGACACACAACAACUCGUUAUUGUUAUGUAUGUCAAAUUCUUUGGGUGCCUAGAAACGACCUUCUAGUUCCGAGUUCACUCCAAACUCAUAUAUCUAGGCCGACUCAUGUAGUAACAAUAUGUAAACUUUCAUAACAUAAUCUAGUAUAGUAUAGUAAUCUCUUGCGAUUAUUACCGAUCGUACAAUUCUACUAAGGAUUAAUUAGAUAGAAAGUUCAAUUAUAAUGAUAUAAUGCAUUAGAAUGUUGAUUUGAAGAGAAGCGAAGAGCGUAGUCGUAAAAGUAGAGAUUUUGUUUUUCGCGCGUCGUACGAGAGUCGCACGACGUCGAGAUAUCGAUCGUCGUCGGCUAGAAGCGUCCUAUGUUUCGGAGCAGUCGCACGCAGUCACAAGGUACCUGUCACAAUUGGAUAAUCUCUUAACGAAGAAGGUCGAAGUAUAGAAAUAAAGAGAGAAAGAUCAAGGGGAAAAGCUUCAUCAGAGCUUUCUGCACACGAAAAACUAUUGUUAAGUGAGAACAUUUUGUAGAAAUAAAUUGAAUUCUUCUUAAAUUGCAACUUUGCAACUCUAUUCGAUCGCUCGGAAAAAGACCGAGUACAAAGAUGUGCGGUGGUUUUACGUGCUCGAAAAAUGCGCUGACAGCACUAAAUAUACUCUAUAUUGUCGUUGCAUUUAUUUUGAUUGGCGUCGCAGUUUAUGGAAGAGCAUCAGCUUUAGUUACCAAUCUUCCUAUAAUUGGUGGAAUUUUAGCGUGCGGAGUGAUACUUAUUCUCAUCUCCAUUCUCGGGCUAAUCGGUGCUGUAAAACAUCAUCAAGUUUUAUUGUUCUUUUACAUGCUUAUUUUGUUCCUUCUAUUUUUGAUUCAAUUCAGCAUUGCUUGCGCUUGUCUUGCAGUUAAUGCUAAACAACAAGAACAACUUGCAGAACAAGGAUGGAGACGAGUUGGAGAUGAUUUAAGAGCUAAAGUAGAAGAAACCUUCCAUUGCUGUGGAUUUAAUGACACUGUUAUUGAAAAAGAUCCCUUGGCAUGCCAUGAUAAAAAUAGAACUUGCUGUCCUUUCUCUGACCGUGAAUGCACUGACCGAUGUCCACUAUGUAUGCAAAAAUUGCAAUCUACAAUUGAUUAUGCCUUCAAACUUUGUGGUAGUAUAGGAUUAUUUUUCAGUUUUACAGAGGUGAUCGCAGCUUUUGUAGCGAAGCAUUACAAAAAUCAGCUAGAUCCGCAGCAGAAAGCUGCAAGAGCUGCAUUUCCCCAACUAAAUUAUCUUUAUUAAUAUGAUUCACUUUUAUUUUCUUCGUAGAAAAGUGAUACUAGAUCCACGAAUAUUGGAUCUUGCUUUAUAUCCGUAAUCAAUAGAAAAUACAUGAUUAUCAUCUAAGAGCCAGAGAACAAAUUUUUAUGUAUCUGUUUAAGGAUGAGAUAAAAGUACCGUUUCUGAUUUAUAAUGCUCGAAAGAAUUCUACAAUAUUAUAAUAUGAGAAUGAACAAUUUUACAAAAUUAUUACGUCUAUAAAAUAUAUAUGUUGUAAUAAUUUACACAAAAUGCUCAAUACAAGCUUUAACACAUUGUGUGGCUUAAUGUUGGAUAUACUUGAUUAUAGGUACAUUUUCAUAAGCACCUUUUUGAUGAGAAUACUGUGCAUUCCAUUUUUGUUCUAGUAUCAUAUUUCAUAUCUAUUAAAUGCACCCAUAUCUAGCUAUUAGACAUAAAACAUCUCUUUAUUAUUAUAUCACAAGUAUAUUCGUAGAAUUCUUCAAUGAAAAUUUCAGACUUUCACAAUAUUGUGUAAUUAUAAUUUCAUACUACUUAAAUUUUCCUCUGCCAUAUUACCAUUAAGUAAGUGAAAUAGGUAUCAGUAUUUCUUUAUUAUUGUUUGUAAAAAUAUGAUUUUCUUUCUAAGACUGAAAGAAACCAAAUAAUUUUCAUAUAUAAUUUGAUAUUUCCAAUUAAAUGAUAUUUUUUAAUAUUUAUUUAAUAUACAUUAUAUUGUGUUUUAAACAUGUUGAAAUUAAGAAUUAUAUUUGAGUUUUCGUGAAAGAGAAGUUAACAAAAUUAUAAAAAUUAUAGUCUUCCUUUAAAUCACAUUUUAUGAAUUCUGCAAAUUUUUAUAUAUUAUUUUUGCAAUCGCUUACAUUCAUUCAUUUUCUUCUGUAUAUAACAUAUGAAAAUAUUAAAUGCUUCCUAUGUUUUGUUUAACGUAUAUUCUAAUAAAUACGUUUAUAAUAGAUAUUUAUUUAGUUGAAUAUAAAUUAAAUCAAUUAAAUCGAAAUUGUAAAAUAUCAAUGAUCUUAUUUACUAUUACAAAGUUAAUAUAAUUUAUAUCACAUUAGUUUGUGUUUAAUCCAAUACCAUAAUAGAUCUGCAUAAUUACAAUAAUAUAAGAAAAUCAAAUAAUUUCACGAUGUGCAUAAUCGAUUUUUUAUAAUAGUCGUAGUAUUUUAACAUUGCUUAUAAUAAUAUAGCUUUAAAAUAAUAUAGAUUGUAUAAAAAUAAUUUAGAUAAAAUAUGCAAUUAAUCGACGCAUUUUGCUGUAACAGAAUUUUCAUGUUUUUUAUUUGCAAUGAUCUAUUAAUAUUUAUUUAGAAGUAAUUUAGUUUUAUUUUCAUUUAUAUUGUGUGAAAUAUACUAUAUAUCAUAAUAGUAUGUCUUACUUGAAAUCAAGUUUUUAGCUAAUCCUAAGUAAUAUUUGAAACAUUUAAAUAUAUAAGAUAUUAAAAUUAUAUAAUUACUUAGGUAGAAAAAUUAGAAAGAAUUAUAUUUAAGUAGUACAUUUGCCUAUGUUCAUCCUAAGAUUCAAUGCUGAUGGUUUUUUUUUUUUUUUUUUUUUUUUUUCUCUUUUUUAGUGAGUCCUUUUUUAUUUUGUUAUUAUAUUUUAAGUUAUAUACAUUUUUCAUACUUGUUAGAAAAAUCUCAUUUAUCACGUUAAAGUAUAAUAUCUUCAAAUCAGAUGGUUACCAGACCUCGAAUCUUUUAAUUUGAUUGAAAAAUAAUGUUUGAUAAAAAAUUGUAAUGUUACAAUUAUAUCCAACAGCUACAUUGCGGUCUAUAUAAAUUAUAUUAGCAUUGUAAACAUAAAGUUCACAUUUAUACUUAAUGAAUAUAGUAUAAUGCACAUUCUUCAAAAAUGUAUUAACAACGAUGUAUAGGUAUUGAUAUAUCUGCGAUGAAUUAAUAAGAAUACAACAUAAAAUAUCAAGUUGAUAAUUAAUAAAUCAGUGGAGGUGCUUGUA
Vespa velutina is the source of this 3380-nucleotide messenger RNA. It is a transcript of the gene Tsp97E, whose product is annotated as tetraspanin-31-A. Bases 751 to 1422 code for a protein of 223 amino acids. Lineage: Eukaryota; Metazoa; Arthropoda; Insecta; Hymenoptera; Vespidae. The transcript has 6 exons. Gene Ontology annotation, cellular component: membrane. The record is from RefSeq and is a predicted model, not a curated record.